AUGUCAUGCUGUGAGAGAGUGCAAAUAAAAGGAAAUCUCUAUUUUACUAUCUCUGAAAUUGCUGAAUCUCUUCAAGUUAUGAAGGAGGUCACUGUGGAGGACAUGUCCUGGAAUGAAUCAGUAAGGGAAACAAAUCACUCCACGGUGACGGAGUUCAUUUUUCUGGGACUCUCCAAUUCUCAGGAACUCCAGAUUUUCCUGUUUGGGUUCUUUUUUGUGUUCUAUGUAGGAAUUGUGCUUGGAAAUCUUCUUAUCAUUCUAACUGUAGCUGUUGAUUCUCACCUUCAUUCCCCCAUGUAUUUCCUGCUGGCCAACCUCUCACUCAUUGAUCUGUCUUUGUCUUCAGUCACAGCCCCCAAGAUGAUUACGGACUUCUUUAGGAACUGCAAGGUCAUCUCUUUCAAAGGCUGCCUUGCUCAAAUCUUUCUCCUUCACUUCUUUGGUGGGAGUGAGCUGGUGAUCCUCACAGCCAUGGCCUUUGACAGAUAUGUAGCAAUUUGUAAACCCCUACGUUACAAUACAAUUAUGUGUAGCAAUGUAUGUGUUGGCAUUGUGACUGCUGCAUGGGGAAUUGGCUUCUUGCACUCAGUGAGCCAGUUGGCCUUUGCAGUGAACUUGCCCUUCUGUGGUCCUAAUGAGAUUGACAGCUUUUAUUGUGACCUUCCUAGGGUCAUCAAACUCGCUUGUACCGACACCUACCGGCUAGACAUCAUGGUCAUUGCUAACAGUGGUGUGCUCACUGUGUGUGCUUUCAUUCUCCUACUCAUCUCCUACACCAUCAUCCUAACGACCAUCCAGCACCGCCCUUCAGAAAGGUCAUCCAAAGCUCUGUCCACUUUGACUGCUCACAUUUCUGCUGUUCUUUUGUUCUUCGGGCCAUGUAUCUUCAUUUAUGCCUGGCCAUUCCCCAUCAAGUCGUUAGAUAAAUUCCUUGCUGUGUUUUAUUCUGUGGUCACUCCAUUCCUGAACCCAAUUAUAUACACACUGAGGAACAAAGACAUGAAGACUGCAAUGAGACGACUGAGAAAAUGGAAUGUGGAUUCUAGGGUAAAGUCUUAA
Lepus europaeus (European hare) is the source of this 1059-nucleotide messenger RNA. Its product is annotated as olfactory receptor 4F4-like. Gene Ontology annotation, molecular function: G protein-coupled receptor activity; olfactory receptor activity. The record is from RefSeq and is a predicted model, not a curated record. Gene Ontology annotation, biological process: G protein-coupled receptor signaling pathway. The coding region runs from base 1 to 1059 and encodes 352 amino acids. The transcript is spliced from 2 exons. Gene Ontology annotation, cellular component: membrane. Lineage: Eukaryota; Metazoa; Chordata; Mammalia; Lagomorpha; Leporidae.